Molecule: messenger RNA, 693 nt
Organism: Oryzias melastigma (Indian medaka)
Lineage: Eukaryota; Metazoa; Chordata; Actinopteri; Beloniformes; Adrianichthyidae
Source: RefSeq, a predicted model, not a curated record
CGCAGAUGAAAAGAAUGUAGCAAAGAGCCCAAAAAAAUCUAAACGGAGGAAACGACCUCCAGCAAGAGACAAUGAUAUUGAAUCUUCUUCUCAGAAAGUUAUGAAGACAGAGACAAACCCUGACCAUAAACAAAUAGUUUGUGAUAAAAACGCUGAAAAAGAGAAACCAAAUCAGGACAUGGAGUGCCAAAAAACGUCUAGUUCUCCUGCAGAGCAGAUGGAACAAAACAAAAAAGGAGGUGAAGACCAGAAACGAACCAAAAGAAAGUCAACAGAUCAUCAUAGUGAAGGAGAAGUGGAUCAGAACAUGAAACAAAUGACUAAAAAGAAUCCAAACGCCGGUGGAGAGAACCUGCAGCCAAAAGAAACACAGGUAACCGAUGAAAACGAGGAGAAAGAAAAGAGGAGAGAAGAUGAUCACAAAGAAGGAAGUGAUGAAUCCACUAAUAAAGCCUGCACACAUACCCACAGCUGUGAGGUAAGAGCCAGUCAUGAGGAGGCCACACCUGAGGAGCAGUGCAGGGGAGACUCACAGGGAGUGGAUGAGAAGAGUGAGGAGGAACCGAGACCAGAGGAGACGACGACAGAAAGGAGCAAAGGAACGGAUGGAGGGAGUGAUGGAGACGUCAGAUCAGAUCAGAUCAGUACAAGAGAAGAUCCAGAUAAACUAAAUGAUGUUUGUUCAGACAGAGC